GGCCAGUUCGGGAUUUUUUCGUGUAUAUGUCAUUUUUAUUCAUUUGAUAAUCGGUUAAUUGUGUACAUUUUUUUCGAUCAAUAAUGAUUAGAUUCAUCUUGAUUCAAAACCGUGCAGGCAAAACACGUUUGGCCAAAUGGUACAUGAAUUUCGAUGAUGAUGAAAAACAAAAAUUGAUUGAAGAAGUUCAUGCAGUUGUCACUGUUCGUGAUGCUAAGCACACAAAUUUCGUCGAGUUUCGUAAUUUCAAAAUUGUCUAUCGACGUUAUGCGGGAUUAUAUUUUUGCAUCUGUGUCGAUGUAAGCGAUAAUAAUCUUGUCUAUCUGGAAGCGAUUCAUAAUUUUGUCGAAGUUCUCAACGAAUAUUUCCAUAAUGUAUGCGAAUUGGAUUUAGUAUUUAAUUUUUACAAAGUUUACUCUGUUGUUGACGAAAUGUUUUUGGCUGGAGAAAUACGUGAAACAAGUCAAACUAAAGUAUUGAAACAACUAUUGGUCUAUAAUUCCCUGGAAUAAUGGCUGGAUAAUUUUUCUGGAUUGAUUAAUAUCAUUCAGAGUCUUUUGGAUUGUUCAUCGUCUUUUUAGGCAUCUCUUUGUUCCAAAUUUCCUCAUUUUAAUUUAUAAAUUUCUUGUGUAUUUUAUUGCGAAUAUUAAUGUGUAAUAAUCCAAUAAAUAUGUGAAAUUCGGACCCA
Messenger RNA from Dermatophagoides farinae (American house dust mite), 688 nucleotides. It is a transcript of the gene AP-2sigma, whose product is annotated as adaptor protein complex 2, sigma subunit. NCBI's taxonomy places the organism in Eukaryota, Metazoa, Arthropoda, Arachnida, Sarcoptiformes, Pyroglyphidae. Gene Ontology annotation, molecular function: clathrin-cargo adaptor activity. Gene Ontology annotation, biological process: intracellular protein transport; clathrin-dependent endocytosis. Gene Ontology annotation, cellular component: membrane coat; AP-2 adaptor complex. The record is from RefSeq and is a predicted model, not a curated record.